GGUUAAAAAGUGCCAACCCACAACUCUCUAUGCCCUGUUUCAAAACUGCUCUUUCAAAGGCUUUUUUUGGGAGGAGGAAUCUUAGAGAGAGAAAUAGAGAGGGGGAGGUGUUGUGUGGGUGUGUGACCCAUGCGCACAGUGGCGCAACAUAUGGCCAAACCCCUCUGUAGUUCUCACCUGCCAACACUACCAGUCCCUGGAGGUCCCUGCUAACCUACGCUGGCCUUGCGCAGCUCGUAAACUCCACCCAUUCAUCACUAAUGAUUGAACUGGGCUAGUUUACAAUGCCGCCUCCACCAGAAUUUUCAUUGGCGAGGAUGGCUUUUCUCUUCCUUUUACUAUUCUGCGCCCCCUUCUUAUCCUGUGCCCAACGCAGCGCCGAAACCCUAGCCGAGAUCGAAGCCCUUGCCUCCUUCAAAAUCAAUAUCCACGAUCCACUUGGAGUCCUCAACGGCUGGGAUUCGUCGACGCCGUCGGCUCCAUGCGACUGGCGUGGCGUCACCUGCUACAACGGCCGGGUCGACGAGCUCCACCUGCCUCGCCUCCAACUCGGCGGCCCACUCACGGCGCAAAUCUCUAACCUGCGCAUGUUGCGCAAGCUCAGCCUCCGCUCCAACUUCUUCAACGGUACAAUCCCUACUUCUCUCUCCAAAUGCGCUCUCUUACAUUCUCUUUACUUGCAAUACAACUCAUUUUCCGGCAACCUCCCGCCGGAAAUAUCUGCCCUCGCCGGCCUCCAAAUCCUCAACGUCGCCGGAAACCAACUCUCCGGCGAUGUCCCCGGGGACCUCCCUCGAAGUCUCCGCUACAUUGAUCUCUCGUCUAACUCAUUCUCCGGUGGCCUGCCGAGAAACUUCUCGACCUCAUCGAAGAUUCUGCUAAUCAAUCUGUCGUACAAUCAGUUAUCCGGCGAGAUUCCGGCGAGCUUCGGUGAGCUCCAGCAGCUUCAGUUUCUCUGGCUCGAUUUCAACCGUUUGGAAGGGACAUUGCCGUCCGCAAUCACGAACUGUGUUUCGCUGGUUCAUUUCAGUGCCGAAGGUAACGCCAUAGAAGGCGUGAUUCCUGGAGCGAUUGGUUCACUUCCAAAGCUUCAAGUGAUAUCUCUUUCACACAAUAAACUCUCUGGUUCUAUCCCCUCUUCAAUGUUCUGUAACGUAUCUGUAUAUCCUCCAUCCAUUCGGAUUGUGCAGUUAGGUUUUAAUGCGUUCACGGACAUUGCUUCGCCUGAUACAGCAACGUGUUCUAGUGUUCUGCAAAUUUUGAAUCUUCAACAGAAUCAGAUAAAUGGCAUGCUUCCUUUGUGGUUGACCAACAUUUCCUCAUUAACAAUGCUUGAUGUUUCGGAUAACUCAUUUUCAGGUACGAUUCCAGCUGAAAUCGGAAAUUUAUGGAGAUUGGAGGAAUUGAAGAUGGCGAAUAAUUCGCUGAACGGUGUGAUUCCACCUGAGAUUAAGAGAUGCAUUGCUUUGCGAGUUCUUGAUCUUGAAGGAAAUCACUUCACCGGGGAAAUUCCGGCAUUUUUCAGUGAGAUUAGAGGUUUGAAGGUGCUGUCACUUGGUGGAAAUCGAUUCUCCGGUUCAAUUCCUUUGAGUUUUGGUAAUCUUACGCAGCUCGAAACCCUGAAUUUGAUGGAUAAUAGUUUGACCGGAGCAUUGCCGGAGAAGUUAAUGGGAUUGAGCAAUCUGUCCACAUUGAACCUCAGCGGUAACAAGUUUUCCGGCGGAGUUCCAAUCAAUGUUGGGAAAUUGAGGCAGCUAUCAGUUCUGAAUAUGAGUGGGAAUGGGUUUUCGGGUACAAUUCCAGCAACUGUGGGAACUCUUUACAGGCUGACCACACUCGAUCUGAGCAAACAGAAUCUCUCCGGUGAGCUGCCGUUUGAUCUAGCUGGUUUGCCUAAUUUGCAAGUGAUUGCUUUGCAAGAAAAUAAGUUAUCUGGGAAUGUUCCUGAAGGUUUGAGCAGCUUGUUGAGCUUGCGCUACUUGAACCUAUCUUCCAAUGCCUUUUCUGGUCACAUUCCUUCCACCUUUGGCUUCCUCAAGUCACUAGUUGUUCUCUCAUUGUCUAACAACCAUAUAUCUGGCUCGAUUCCUCCCGAGCUAGGCAAUUGUUCUGAUCUUGAAAUUAUGAAUCUUCAUUCAAACUCUUUCAGUGGCCAAAUUCCAGAUGAUCUCUCUCGACUUUCCCAUUUGAAAGAGCUUGAUUUGGGUAAGAACAAUUUAACAGGUGAAAUCCCGGAAGAAAUUUCAAAAUGCUCGUCGCUUACUUCCCUUGUUUUAGACUCUAAUUAUCUUUCAGGCACCAUACCGGAUUCAUUGUCCAAUUUGUCAAACCUCACCACCUUGGACCUCUCUGCCAACAACUUGAGUGGGGAGAUUCCAGCAAAUCUCUCACACAUAUCUACCCUAGUGAACUUCAAUGUAUCACAAAAUAACCUCGAGGGUGAGAUUCCAUUGAUGCUGGGUUCUAGAUUCAACAAUUCUUCGGAGUUCACAGGUAAUCCCGGUCUAUGUGGGAAGCCAUUGGACAAGAAAUGUGAGGAGACUAAUAUUGGUAAGAGGAGGAAGAGGCUAAUUUUGUUGAUUGCUACGGCUGCUGGUGGAGCUUGCCUCAUGGCAUUGUGUUGCUGCUUUUACAUUUUCAGUCUCCUGAGGUGGCGCAAGAGGCUCAAAGAAGCUGCUGCUGGAGAGAAGAAACCGAGUCCAAGGGCAAGUUCAGCAGCAAGUACUGGAGGCCGUGGCAGCAGCGAUAAUGGGGUUCCAAAGCUUGUUAUGUUCAAUAACAAGAUUACACUCGGCGAAACAAUAGAAGCAACAAGGCAAUUCGAUGAGGAAAAUGUGCUAGGCAGAACUAGAUAUGGGUUGGUUUUCAAGGCUUCCUACAACGAUGGAAUGGUGCUCUCAAUCCGUAGACUCCCGGACGGAUCACUGGAGGAAAACAUGUUCAGAAAAGAAGCUGAAUCACUAGGUAGAGUGAAGCACCGCAACCUAACCGUCCUCCGCGGCUACUACGCCGGACAACCUGACCUCAGACUCCUGAUCUACGACUACAUGCCCAAUGGAAACCUCGCAACACUCCUCCAAGAAGCAUCUCACCAAGAUGGUCAUGUUCUCAAUUGGGCAAUGCGACACCUAAUUGCACUAGGAAUCGCCCGCGGCCUCGCCUUUUUACACACAGCUGCCAUGGUUCACGGAGAUGUGAAGCCCCAAAACGUCCUAUUUGAUGCCGAUUUCGAAGCCCAUCUCUCCGAUUUCGGGCUCGAUCGGUUCAUGAUCAAAUCCUCAACAGAACCCUCCACUUCAACCACAGUGGGGACUUUGGGGUAUGUAUCACCAGAAGCUUCAUUAACAGGGGAGGCCACUAAAGAAUCAGAUGUGUACAGCUUUGGCAUAGUGUUGCUUGAGCUAUUAACAGGGAAGAGACCAGUGAUGUUCACACAAGAUGAGGAUAUAGUGAAGUGGGUGAAGAGACAGCUUCAAAGAGGUCAAAUUUCAGAGCUUCUUGAACCGGGACUUCUUGAGCUAGACCCUGAGUCGUCGGAGUGGGAAGAGUUCUUGCUGGGUGUGAAAGUCGGCUUGCUCUGCACAGCUCCGGAUCCACUCGACCGUCCCACCAUGUCCGACAUUGUCUUCAUGCUCGAAGGUUGCCGUGCCGGCCCCGAUAUCCCGUCGUCGGCCGAUCCCACCUCUCAGCCCUCGCCGGCGUGACAUCAACGUGUCUUAACAUUAUUUUAAUGUUUUUAUCAUUUUAAAUCCCAAUUUUAGGAGUAGUUGUAAUUUUUUAGUAGCUCUGUUUGUUUUUUUUUUUUACCAAUAGAGGUUUGUUUUGGCCGCCGGAGCUUUGUUGGGUCCCACAAAGAGGGAAGAUUUCAAAGUUUGUUUAUUUAGUCAACGACGGGGACAGGUCCGCGAUCUAAGCGGACGAAAGAGUAGGAUGGUGGGGUCCACAGUGUUGUUUUUCUACUUUUUCCCGCCAAGGGACCAGAGGAGUGACGUGAUAGAGUCACGUGGGUUAUAGCAGUGAAAAAUAUAGCCGUUAAUGGUGGGGGUACAAGUGGCAGGACCACUUGGCCUGUCCUGCCGCCACGUGGGGUUUUCUGAUGCCCUGAGAUGCAACAGGAGGAAGAAGACAGGUAUCGGGUAAUUCAGAGGACCCACCGGAUCAGGCGGAACAAGUGGACAUGGAGAUCCGAAGAGGAUAGGGGGGUGUUUGCAGAGAGAAAAUUAUUACUAUGAUUCGGGUUGGUGACCCACCAAUUGAUUAAUUUUUGAACUUUUUGUGGGUCAGGGCUUUUGUUUUUUAUUUUUGCAAUUUGUUUUGUCAUCUAAUAUUUUGUUUCAUGAGCCCAAGUUUAUGUUUUUCAUACUCUAGUUUUUGUUUUUGUGGAUAAAGCUUUUGUUAGGGGGUGCAAUGUGGGUAAGCAAGAAGAUUUCAAUGCAAAUCCAAUUGAGUCUUUAAA
Messenger RNA from Cornus florida, 4456 nucleotides. Its product is annotated as probable LRR receptor-like serine/threonine-protein kinase At4g36180. The transcript has a single exon. The coding region runs from base 285 to 3704 and encodes 1139 amino acids. The record is from RefSeq and is a predicted model, not a curated record. Gene Ontology annotation, biological process: protein phosphorylation. Gene Ontology annotation, cellular component: plasma membrane. Lineage: Eukaryota; Viridiplantae; Streptophyta; Magnoliopsida; Cornales; Cornaceae. Gene Ontology annotation, molecular function: protein kinase activity; protein binding; ATP binding.